AUGAGUUGUGCCCCUAACGCUUCACACUCUCCAAUCUUCUUGCUCCUUGGGUUCUCAAGAGCUGGCAUCCCCCUUGGUCUCCUUUUUUUCCUGUUCUUGACUAUUUACCUGACCACCGUAUUGGGGAAUGUGACUCUGGUGUUGCUCAUCUCCCGGGAUCCCAGGCUCCACUCUCCUAUGUAUUAUUUGCUCCGUGGCCUCUCUGUGAUAGACUUGAGUCUGUCCACAGUAACCUUGCCUCAGUUGUUGGUCCAUCUGGCCUCUGGUUACCCAGCCAUGCCUGCUGCCCACUGCUUGGCUCAGUUCUUUUUCUUCUAUGUAUUUGGAGUUUCAGAUACACUUGUCAUUGCUGUCAUGGCUCUGGAUCGCUAUGUGGCCAUCUGUGACCCUCUGCGCUAUGCCUUGGUGAUGAAUUACCAGCUCUGUGCUCGUUUACUGGCCUUGAGCUGUGUGGUGUCCAUAGUGCACACCAUGCUGCAUGUGGGUCUCAUCCUGCCCCUGUGUUGGGUCGGGGAUUCCGGGGGCCACGUCAGCCUUCCUCACUUCUUUUGUGACCACCGGCCACUUCUGCGAGCCUCUUGCUCUGACAUCCAUCCCAAUGAGCUGGCCAUAUUCUUGGAAGGUGGCUUUCUCAUGCUGGGUCCUUGUGCCCUCAUUGUACUGUCCUAUGCCCGGAUUGGGGCCACCAUCUUAAGUUUGCCUUCAGCUGCUGGUCGCCUGCGAGCAGUUUCCACUUGUGGAUCCCACCUUACCAUGGUUUGCUUCCUCUAUGGCACCAUCAUUUGGGUCUACUUCCAACCUCCUUCCCAGAACUCUCAGGAUCAGGACAUGGCAGCUGCUGUAAUGUACACUGCUAUUACCCCUUUAGCCAACCCACUUGUUUAUAGUUUCCGUAAUAAGGAUGUGAAAGGUGCACUCCACAAGCUGCUGAGAGAGGGGAGAGUGAAUUCCUAA
This is a messenger RNA of Chinchilla lanigera (long-tailed chinchilla), 954 nucleotides long. RefSeq names its product olfactory receptor 1B1. The record is from RefSeq and is a predicted model, not a curated record. Gene Ontology annotation, molecular function: G protein-coupled receptor activity; olfactory receptor activity. The transcript has a single exon. The coding region runs from base 1 to 954 and encodes 317 amino acids. Gene Ontology annotation, cellular component: membrane. Lineage: Eukaryota; Metazoa; Chordata; Mammalia; Rodentia; Chinchillidae. Gene Ontology annotation, biological process: G protein-coupled receptor signaling pathway.